Penaeus vannamei (Pacific white shrimp) is the source of this 3190-nucleotide messenger RNA. The record is from RefSeq and is a predicted model, not a curated record. Lineage: Eukaryota; Metazoa; Arthropoda; Malacostraca; Decapoda; Penaeidae.
UUCAGAGGGAAAGUUCCUUCUGGAGUUGUCACAUCGCACGGACAUGGGUGCCUCAGCAGGAUGGGUGCCAGUGAAAAGCAAGACGUACUGGCCCCCUCCAUCGUCUACUACCACUACUACCACUCAGCUCCCUUUGCGACAUGACACACCUACUUCACAGUCAAUUUCAGAUGACUGUUCCUCACUGAACUCUUCCCCUUGGACUGGAGAGCAUGUGAGAAAACAGUCAAUGCCUCGGCGUGAUAAGUCUUCGGUGCGGCAGAGUUUCUUGUUCCAUUGGCACACAUUGCAUCUCACACGGGAUGUGAGAAAGAAAAUCAGACUGAGAAGAAAUCCCUUUGCCUGUAUUGUAGGUCCAGUGGGAUGUCGGGAUCCUUCAGAACCAAAAGAAAUUAUUCGAAAGAUUAUAAAAUCAGAAAGUGGUGGAAAUGGUGCAUUACAAGAUAAAAAGAGUAGAUUAGAAAGUAGGGUUCGUGCAUUAGGUGAAAAGCUUGGCUGGGUAUUGGACAGUAAGAUUUCUCUUCAGUCAUUAUUUGAGAAACGGACAGUCAUUGCUGAAACAGUUGAUCCUACCUUUGUAUCGCCAAGAAAAAGAUAUUUGCGUCAGAUGGAGUCAGAUCAAGAAUCUUUACAUCGGAAAAAGCUUCACUCUGGAUCUAACAGUGUGUCUCAUAUAUCUGGAGAUAGACCAUCUUCAUCCUCUUCCCCUUCUCAUCACCAUACCAACAGAAGUGCCAUUAAUUCACAAACUUCAUCAGUGUACAGUAUUGAUUCCAUACUGAACAAUGAAUCUGCCAAUAGAAAAAGUGAUUCCUUCCUUAGAACUUUAUUAAAACCAGAAACCAGUGUUCCCCAGUCUAAACCCAGUGUUAUAAAGGAGCAUUCUAAUGACAUGUUGGCAAACACAGUGAAAGUGGAAAGACAAGAGAGGACAGAUAGAGGAACUGCAGAGAGGUUGGACCUACUCACUUCUGGCUCAAGGGACCGAAAAGAUCCAGUGUCAGACCUCAGCAGAAUAUCGUCAGAUCGGUAUGAACUGGGAAGAUAUGGUUCAAUGGGUAGCCUGGCAAGUCUUUAUGGAUUUACUCCCUAUUUGGACCAUCGCUAUAUGAUGUUGCAAUCACUAGCACCAGGACUCCAGUCACUGGCACCAGGCCUAGUCCCAGCCAUGUCUUCCCAACAGCCUGAGAUGGCUCAGGCUGUUGCUGUUGCAGCAGCAGCAGCAGCAGCUGCUGCAGGAUUAAGUACAUACCCUCUGAGCCAUCUGCACCCAUCUUUGGCUGGGGCACAGUAUCAACCACUGCUUGCAGGAGGAUUGUCACCUGGGCACACUCCACCCACAUCAAUAUCCUCCCAAAUAUCACGGCACCAGGCUCAAACAUCACGAUCCUCUCCACAUCCUCUGACGCAUAGUCCAAGUCCAAAGCCUCCACAAGCUCCCAGCACGCCUGCUUCCCCACAUCUAAGCCGUGGGGCUAGUCCGCGUGGAGCUUCAUCACCAUGGCACCAACCACCACCUGCACAUCCUCAUUCUCCACAGAAGCCUAUACUAUCACCACAGCCAUCACCACCACCACAAGAUGCACCACUCAACCUCUCCAAACCAAGAAAUCACCUAGGGAAGUAGAAGAGAAGCACAGAAUACCUUAUAUUGACGAAAUAGCAGUGGAAGUUUGGCUAUAUUAUGGAAGUUUAGAAAAUGAAGUGUUUCAGACUUUACUAAAAUAGGGAAAGGAGCUAUUUUUUUCUAUAAAAGUACAUUUGAGUAGUCACACGCUGUGUUAGGUACAAACAGACUAAGUAUAUCUUGACGUAGCCUGAAUGUUUUUUAAUUUAAUUUUGUAUUGAUGGAUACUUAUACACAUUGCUAUGUGUAGAUGCAUUUAUUACACAGAGCAAAUUAUUACCAAGUUUAAAGCUUGCUUGGAAAAUGGAUUUCACCAUUUUCUUUUCUACUAGUACAAUUUUUAUGUGUAAAAACAACCAGUUGAGGUUUAACAUUGUAUAAACAGAUGCCUCAUAUAUUCAUGUAAAUUGUAAUUAUAAUAUUAAUUAUCAGAAGCAUAGUAGCUUUCUGUCCAAAAUGAAAAGUGUAUUGCAGAAAUAAAAUAAAGUUCAGUAUUAGCUGCUGUAUAUUUUCAGCACUAGAGUUACCAGUCAGGUUGCAUGAUGUUGAAACUGCAGGGAGUCAAAGUACCGGUAGUGCUUAGAGCAGACAAAUGCACUCCUGGAUGAAUGUGUGUAUGCUUAUUAACUAGCUGCACACAUUUAAGUUGCAUCUGCCUGUGCAGAUUUCAGUUAGCUUGUGCAUGUAGGGGUGGUGAUGCUCAGUCAGGACGAUGAAGGUCGUGUUUGUGUAUGGUGUGUGAUCAUGUAAUCUCAUUAUUGUAACAUAUUAAUUAUACCCUAAUUAUGAAAAUUGUGUGAUGAGUAGUGAUGAUUGAUCUCAAAAGAACGUUUCAGGAAGUUGGUCACUCUUGUAUAUUAUCUCCUGUAUUCAUUACCAAAAUCUAAUAGUUGCUUUCACCAGCCAGGCAUCUAGAGGGUUAUUAACCUUGCGAAGGCUCUCUGGUGUAAUGUUCUACCUCUGAAUAUUCUGUCCAUGUAAGGAACAAAUUUUAAGAAGCUUUUGCAUCAUGUAGGUAAUCAUUUGGAUUAUCAAUGUAAUGCUAGAAUUAAAUGCAGUUAGUUAAAGGGGAUUCUUGAUCACUUCAUCUUUGAUCUUGACCCUCUGUCUGCAUUGCUUCAGACCUGUUAAGUGUAUUUCCAAAAUGUCAACAAUUUUGUCCAACAAAGUCUUAUGUGGCCUUAUGAUUGAAAAUUAAUUUUGUGUGCCUUUCUUGGCAUUAUUCAAAUGCUGCCAGAACAUACAAUUUAUGUCAGACUUUCCUAAAUGUGUCUUUGUAUGCAAACAAAAACAGUAUUCUAUUUUACUAUAAACUUGUAUAGAAGUUUAAAGAUAAUUUAUCUUCUAGUGUAUGUGUAACAUUCACUGCUCUAUCUCAAAUUCUUUCUUCACAGUUACAAAUAUGAUGCCAGCUGGUAAUGUGUUGGUUGUCAUUGGCUUGGGAAGGUAACAUGAUUUGAAAUGGGCUCCUCUAAUUUGCAUAAAACUACUUAGCUUGAAUAACUUUACUCUGUAAUCAUAUAAAAGUUACUCAAGUAUGAAGAAGAAUAAAUCAAAAAAGUA